CAUGGCACAGGAGCACAUGGGACAUUCUCGCAUUAACCGUCAACUUCUGUGUCAGCUCUAGACCUAACUAAGCUUCAGUGGCUCUAGAGGGAAAUCAUAUUGCAGCCAGCAUUUGUCAAAAUAAAACAGAAAAGAUACAUAAGGAAGCUACAGUACAUGAAAGAGAGCAGAAAUGAAUAAGAUUAACAGAAGGGGAAUGGAUUUGCUUAUCACCUCUCUGCUUCUGCUUGGCAUUGUAAUUGGUGAAAAGGACCAAAUUAACCUGAUGUUUAGUAGAGGUCUUCGACUUAUUGUGGAAGUUCCACAUGAUAUUAUUGAUCAUCCGGUGUCUCCAAAGGUGCACCUUCUUCUACCUGUCAGAGUUCAGAGGAAGCGCUCUGAGACAGUCACGCUUGCAUGUGUCAUUACUGGAUUACAGUCCAAAGCAGUGAGGAUCACAUGGAUGGUAAAUGGAGCAACAGGCCCCAAAAAACACUUCAGUACUCCACAAGUGCACAGAGAGCCUGGAGGUACAUUUUCUGCUGUGGGACUGUACUCAGUUCUUGCUCAUAAAUGGAAACGUGAGAAUAUGUAUAGGUGUGAGGUAACAUACAGAGGAGCCUUUCACGAUGAUAAGGCACAGUCUUCUCUCUGCAAUCCUCCUGAAGGAUUUUAAUUUUUAAUUUUUAUUUCCUGAGCUAGAGACUUUCUGUAUUGCCAUGAGAUCCUUGUACUGACUGUUGAGCUGAACACAGAGCAUCUGAAUAUGUGUUGUCACAGAUCAACAGUUGAGAACUAAUCUCACCAAAAAAUAAAAAAAUAAAAAUAAAAAACAUGUCCAAGUCAUGGAAAUAAUGUAAUCGAAGUAAAUAUAUUCUUUCUUUUGAUUCUGAGGUGAAAUGUCACUAGAUAUAUUCAUGACAGGGUUUGUAAGAUUUGCUUCGACCUGUUAUGUAUGUAACACAGCCCUGCCAGUAGAUGAAACAUUGUGUUUUACAUCUCAUUAAGCUCAACUUUGUUAAAUAGUGCUGUGCCAUCCUUUUUUAAACGUAUGUUAUUUAGAUUUUUGGCUGCACCUUCUCUUUUAUUGGUUGACCUUCUGCUUUUAUGUGUAUGAUACAAACAAGAGAUGACUGCUUAUUAUUGAAUAAACAAGCUAAAUCUUCCCACUUGUAAAACAUGUGACAGU
This is a messenger RNA of Myxocyprinus asiaticus (Chinese sucker), 1168 nucleotides long. RefSeq lists its product as uncharacterized. Bases 173 to 655 code for a protein of 160 amino acids. Lineage: Eukaryota; Metazoa; Chordata; Actinopteri; Cypriniformes; Catostomidae. The transcript has 3 exons. The record is from RefSeq and is a predicted model, not a curated record.